AGCAGGCAGGCAGUCCGUCAGUGAGUGGCGGACCGUUGGGUCGUUGUUUCACCGUGUGUCUCUGUGCUGUAACGGACCUCUUGUGUUCUUUUCUGUGAUAAAAUCAUGUCCCAUUAACGGAUUCGUCUCGCUGGUUCUGGAGUUAAAUUAAACCCUGGUGCUCCCAGCGCUUUGGAGAAAAAUGGAAGCUGUGAGCAAGUGGAACCCGCAACAAGUAGUGGAGUGGAUGAGAGGUCUGGAUGACAGCCUGCAGCAGUACAUCCCAUCCUUCCAACAGCUGCAGGUGGAUGGGGAGAAGCUGCUCAGGAUGUCCCACCAGGAGCUGCUGUCUCUAGGUGUGGCGAGGGUUGGACACCAGGAGCUGAUCCUGGAGGCGGUGGAUCUGCUCUGCGCUCUGAACUAUGGCGUGGAGUCGGACAACCUGAAGACUUUGGUGGGGAAGAUGAGAACAGCGCACCACAACCUGAGCAGCGCCGUGACGCAGCGCAGGAAGAACCCCGCCUACCACAGCAAAAAUUCCAAUCAGCCCACCAAUGAAUUCCUCACCGCCGUGGUCGAACUGAUCGGCACCGCCAAGAAUCUGCUGGCCUGGCUGGACAGGACUCCUCUGUCGAGUGCCAAUGACUUCACCUCAACCAAAGGCAAGAUCAUCCAGCUGUGUUUGGAGCUCACCUCCACCGUCCAGAAGGACUGCACAGUUUAUGAGAUGGAGGAAAAGAUUCUGGAAGUGUCCCGAGCGCUCAACAGCAUCUGUGAGAAAACUGUCCAAGCGACUUCUGACCCCGCAAAAAGGGAAAUGUCCUGUUUGGAGGAGGUUCACAUCACCAAUGUCAAGCCUGGGGAGGGACUGGGGAUUUACAUCAAAUCCACCUACGACGGGCUUCACGUCAUCACGGGAACAACAGAGAACUCUCCGGCAGAUAAAACCCAGAGGAUUCACGCUGGAGAUGAAGUCAUUCAGGUCAACAAACAGACAGUGGUGGGCUGGCAGCUAAAGCACCUGGUGGGGAAGUUGAGGGCGGAGUCUGGAGGUGUUGUCUUGAUGCUGAAGAAGAGGCCCUCUGGACCUUCUGCCAGCUUCGCACCGGCUCCUCUGAAAAACCUGCGCUGGAGGCCGCCGCUUGUGCAGACCUCUCAGGGAGCGCCAAGUCUCUAUAAAUCACGAGAGUCAGAAACCUCAGAUGCUCCUGGAAAGAGAGGGAAGACGACCAUCUUGGAUUUGUAUAUCCCUCCUCCCCCAGAAGCGCCAUAUGUCCCGCUAGAUGGGAACACAAGCGUAUUUGCAGGUGUGAAAAUGCGUCCCAAGUCUCCAAACUCGCAUCUGGAUGCAGACGUGCGGCAGCGGCGCUACACUGUAGCAGAGGAAAACCGGACGUCUGUCUUCCCUCCACCUGAAUCCAGUCAUCCUAUCCCAGUUCGCCUCAGGCAGCGCUCCUCCUCACGCUGUAAACCCAGACCCAUCUCCAUGCCUGUGGAGGCCUUUUCAGGCGUGUCUGACCGGCUCUCCAGGCCCAGUACUCAGGGAAGGAAAGGUAAGGACGUCCUGCACAUGUAUCGGAGUAAUGAGGGCAUUAGCACUAUCACGGAGGAGGAGCCGUGUUUCCCUCUGCCGUACCGAGGUCACCCAUCUGUACGUGGCGUCGACCAUAUCAGGGGCAGCCAGUGCUACAUUAACGCCAACCUGCACAACACAGCCACCAUACCUUACCAGGAAGUGGGGUCCAAAAAGGCUUCUGCCUCCACUUCUGCCGCUGUCUCUCCCACUAAGGGUGUAAACAAACAGUCCACGUCGCUGCUCGGCGGCUGGCUGGCUCGACUCAAACUGCUCAGUCACUGAGGAGGAAAAGCUCAGUUUGAAUUUUAUUAGAUGAGACAAUUUUUCUCACCUGGUUUCUGGAAGAGUUUUUAAUAUUCUGCUUUUAAAUAUCCAUUUAAGUUUCACGGUCCUGAUAAAAGGCAAUGCAGUACAUCAUUUUAUAGUUCUGGAUAAAAACAGCAGAUCGUGGACUGUUGGAGUUAACCGAACAUGUUAAGAUGGUGAGGAGUUCAUCUCAAAAUCUAGCACCACAGCAAGGAAAGAAACUAAUCCGGCAUAGUGCUUUUCACUUAAUGAACCUGAUACUGGAAUCUACUGAUCGCUCAUUUUCUGUUUGAUUUAUCAGUCAUGGAAAAUUUGAAGAUUUUAAAGUCGUCAAGGAACCUUUGACAACACCAAGCUGAAAACAAGCCCCACCCGGGGGGAAAAAAACACUGCAACUGUUACAGUUUUUAUAUAUAUUUUUUUAAUCAUAAAGGAAAGUUACAUCUCAGAGUUAGUUUUAAAAUUGCUGCUAUCAUUUAGCAGAAUUAUCUGCAGAUGUAUGGAUGCUUGAAGGAUUGGUUUGCUGCAACAUUCCAGCUUCCAUGUUUUCCCUUUGGCCUGUAGUGCUGUAAAUUCAUCCAGAUACCUAUAUAUAUAUUUUUGCCUUCUGGUCUAUGUUACAGACCUAAAUGUCACCUGUGUUGUGGCCCAGUUACUCUAAAAAGACCUCUGCAAACCUCGUUACGGAACUGUUUUCCUACCACUGUUUACACCUGACAGCUAAACGAAGAGCGCAGCAAGCUAAAUGCAGCUCAGCCAAGGUGAUUCAAUUAAUGUUUGAUUCUGUUGUUCAGCUUCAUCACAGGUAGAUGGAGCCUGUUUAUUGCAGGGUAAAGAAAGAGUUGUGUAGUUUGGUAAAGAGAAAAUUGUUAUUUCUCAGAACUGCUUUUGGAAUAACUAUGUCAGGAUUUCUGGAAAUAGACUUCUCUGCUGUAGUUUUUGGCACUUUUAACAGCACAAAAAAAUCUCAUAUGGACAACUCAAACCAAAGCAGUGUGUAGACGGAUACAGAGGACUACAUGCGAGAGGUCAAAUAUAGAGAUUUGAAUUUGUGGUGAACUGUCCCUUUAAAGUUUUAAUUUUCUAACCUGAUCUUCCUCACCUACCCAUAUUGAAUGUUUCACAUGUAAGGAGGAAAGGGUUUUCUAAAGAUUAUUUAAAAAAUGCUUCAUGACAGAAACUUCAAAUAUAAAAAAAUAUUUUGAAGGCGUUCCUCAGGGAACCAUCUCGGAGCUCUUCAAGUUUUUUUUUUACCCAGUUUCUAGGUCAUGAAUAUUUGGUGCCUUUUUUACUAAUGAAACAUUAUGCAAAAGCUCCUAAGCUGCUAGGGUGACUCGUACUACAGAAACUGGGCAAUAUGGCUACAAGUGUUGUUUUGUUUUCAUUUUAAUCUUCUUUUUCUUUGGAUUUUUUUAAUUGUAAUACUUUGGGUGGCAACAGCUAACAAUGAAAAUAGCUCAAAUGUUACUCUGAGUUGACCAACAGAAGUGAGUUUCCAUCUUCCAGUUAGUUUUAUGUCAAAGUUGAAGCUGUGAUUCUAAUGUGGAAGAUUUUAUUUUCUGUCACAGUGUACAAUAAUAACCUCUUCAAGCUUUUAGGAGAAGAUAAUUUAGCCGCUCAUAUCAUAUAUAAUACACUGAUUUUAAAUACAGCUUAACUGUUAUAUUUAAAGAGGACCUUUUAUUAAUUUCCUGUCAUAUUUACUGUUUAAACAGUGGUUGCUCAUAAUUAAAAAUGGCCAAUUUGUGGGUUGAUUUGGAUGCUUUGACUUGUGGUUCUUCUACAUAUUCUACCCACUGAAUUUGAAAAGAGGCAGGCUUUAAAGGGGGAGGAGCUUAAAAGGCUUGUUUUAGGAGGAUGAAUGAAUUCAGCAGUAAGGCCCAGGAUCACAUAAAUAAGGAUUCUUUUGAACUGCCAGUCAUGGAAAUGGACACUACUAGAGUCCAAGAAUGAAAUUAUGAUGGAAAUAAAUAGAUCUGGUUUUUGAUCUGUUUAGUGUUGAAUUAAAACAUUUCUCAGCAUUGCUUCUUUUUUUUAACAUUGAAAAUAAAGGUUUCACAUGUUGACCAUCCAGAUUUAAGGCAAAACUUCUAUUUUGGGGCUUUGAUCUGAAAUAACAGAUUAUAGCAUGCUGAAUCUGCUGAAGAUGAAGCUGGUUUUUGUUUUCAGUAGACUUCUUGUUUUGUUUUUUUUGUUUUUUUUUUAAUUUUCAAAACUUAUCAGUGGAUUAUCAGAGCCUUAGCGUUUAUGAUUGUUGAAGUAUUUUUCUAGUAAAAACACCAUUUGUAAUUAAGGAGCCAUUAGUGCCUCUUUAGAUAUUUUGGUUUGUAUGCAUAAUAUGGUUUCUAAAAAUGUUUUUAUCUUUUGUUCUUUUCUCAAAGAACUUAAGAUUUGUAUACAUUUCUAACGUUAUCAGGGACAUGAAAGUGUUAAAAAGAAGAAAAAAAUGCACAUUUCUUUUUAACAGGGAACACGGCAAAUAAAAACAGUGAAAUGAUUAACCAGUGUUUUAGUACAAGGAUUAUGAUUUUAUGAUUUCAGAAAGCAGUUCAAAAGCUACUCUACCUGAAAAUAUGCUGCAUCCUUUUGUAAUAGCUCAGAAUGUAAACACUUUGAUUUAUUCUUUGUGCUAAAAACACAAAGUAAAGAGAAAAACUUGAACCCUGACACAGAGUAGACUUGGUAAAUAUAUUAUGGGGUGGAACAAUUCUGAAUCCGAAACUGAAAUCGGGAUAGAAGCAUCCCCAGUAUUGCAUUAUGGUUCCAACUUGUCGUACUGUGGAAGCUGUGAUGUUUAAACAUUGAGGUAAUAAAUGAACUGGAAGCAUAGCACAUUUAGUGUAAUUCAUUUCAUCUCAUGAUCCAGUCAUGAUCAAGUGAUCAGGCCACUGUAGCUAAUUGUGGUUUCAGUCAAAUCUAUUUUACACCCCUAAAAUAGAUUUAGAAUGAACUUUGAUAACAGAUUUAAUGGAUUUAAAUACAUUUGAAGUAUCUAAUAUAAGGUUUAACCCCUUAGC
Pundamilia nyererei is the source of this 4878-nucleotide messenger RNA. RefSeq names its product connector enhancer of kinase suppressor of ras 3-like. Gene Ontology annotation, molecular function: protein binding. Gene Ontology annotation, cellular component: cytoplasm; membrane. Gene Ontology annotation, biological process: regulation of signal transduction. NCBI's taxonomy places the organism in Eukaryota, Metazoa, Chordata, Actinopteri, Cichliformes, Cichlidae. Bases 182 to 1837 code for a protein of 551 amino acids. The record is from RefSeq and is a predicted model, not a curated record. The transcript has 13 exons.